UCGGUUUUACAGCCUGAUCGAUGUUUACAUACAACACAAUACCCGAGGUACAAUCUUGAAAAUUUCGCAUUAUUCGGCUCGUGAUUUGUCUAAUCUUGGAGACUGGAUUGAGAAGGUUGAUAGAAAAAUCGUUUAAAAUUGUUGUGAUGAGAGAAAAAUUAUUUGAAAAAUCACACGAAGUCCUGGAAAAUGAAGUAAAUACGAAAACAACGUCAAAUUUUUCUACAGAAUUUAUUUAUAAAAAUAGUUUUCGAAGAACACAAUAUUUAUUUAAAAAAGAAAACAAUUGAAUCGAAUGGACGAGAAAUGAUACAAGAUACAAAAAAGAAAUUCAAGAUUCAGUGCAAGAUGAAAAGUAAUUAAAAUUGUGCCAAGGGCGUGCAAGUUUAUGAACUAUUAUCCGAAAACACGCAAUAACAAGAAGAUUAAUGGAAAAUUUCGUGCAAGCUCUAGUCUGGGAAACCCUAAGCGAUGGCCAUCUUGCCCCCUCAGGCCCCGAUUGCAGUAGAUUGAGUCAUCGACGACACCCCCCCCCCUCCUCCAGAGGGAGAAAAGGGUUUUACUGUCUUAGGAAAUCGAUGUUUCUAAUUGGUCGGGCCCAAAGGAUUAGGUUGGGCCGGGGACAGCCAUAAACUGUAUAAAUUGGCAAGGAAUGCUACGUCUAUACUCAGUAGCCUCUGAAACGUGUAAGUAGUCGGUGCAUAACUAGUCAGGUGAAUAUUUCAAGUGAACUAAGUGGAAAAAUAGUUGUCGUUGUGAAGACAUCAGCAAAGCUAGGAAGAUGAACAAUCAUACAUCUCGGAAUAACAUGACCGCCAACAACUCACCUCCGUCAUCGACGAGCAUCGAAUCUUCGCCCAAUUCGUCCAUGUCCAACUGCACUAACGAUAUCAACGCUAGGUAUAUAUACCAGAACGUUUUGACUACGGACUACAACGAGCGAAUCUUGCGGAUGAUGAACCCAGCCCAGAUGAGGCCCAGCAAUACGACGUGGAUGAAUCAAGAACAGAGGGAAUACUUGCAGCAGACACAGGCAAGAAUGCAGCAGAUACGGCCAACAAUGCAGCAGAUAUGGCCAACAAUGCUGCAGACACGGCCAACAACGCAGCAGAUAUACCCAACAAGGCAGCAGAUACAAGCAACAAGGCAGCAGAUGCAGCCAACAAGGCAGCAAAUACAAGCAACAAUGCAACAGAUGCAAGCAACAAUGCAGCAAAUGCAGCCAACAAGGCAGCAAUUACAAGCAAUAAUGCAUCAGAUGCAGCCAAUAAUGCAGCAGACACAGGCAACAAUGCAUCAGAUGCAGCCAGCAAGGCAGCAGAUACACGAAACAAUGCAUCAGAUGCAGCCAACAAGGCAGCAGAUACAGGCAGCAAUGCAUCAGAUGCAGCAAACAACGCAGCAGGAACAGGCAAUAAUGCAUCAGAUGCAGCCAACAACGCAGCAGGCACAGGCAAUAAUGCAUCAGAUGCAGUCAACAACGCAGCAGACAGAGGCAACAAUGAAUCAGAUGCAGCCAACAAUGCAGCAGGCACAGGUAACAAUGUAUGAGAUGCAGCCAACAACGCAGCAGGCACAGGCAACAAUGUAUGAGAUGCAGCCAACAACGCAGCAGACAGAGGCAACAACGCAGCAGGAGCAGAUUGCUAAUGUAGCAGGAACGUCUUCAUCAUCGGUACAAGGAGCGGAAAAAAAGACUAAACGCACCCGAACAGCAUACACCAGUGCGCAAUUAGUUGAGCUGGAGAAAGAAUUUAACCGUACCCGUUACCUGUGUCGCCCACGACGUAUUGAAUUGGCUGCAGCACUUUCUUUGACGGAGAGACAAAUCAAAAUCUGGUUCCAAAAUCGGAGGAUGAAAUAUAAGAAGGACCAGAUUUUGACCUCCGAAAAAGUUAAUGCUGCAAAUCUGAAACCAUCCACUUCGUAUGAAAAUACAGACGUCGCAUCGAGCGCCAAUUGGAAUAUCGAAAACGUAGCGAUGAAUAAUAUGGCGCACACGUACCCGGGUAUCGCCGCAAUCAGUACACAACCACAACCACAACCACAACCACAACCACAAACACAAACGCAACCACAAACAGAAACAGGCAUGUUCAAUUGUCCCCAGUAUGGCAACCAACAGAUGCACACUCCUGAGAAUGCGACUUACUACAUUGAUCCAGGACCGUCAACACAACAUCACUUUACGAAUCCAUAUUUACAUCCAACAUACAAUCAUACAAUGUACAAUGCACAACCACAAUACGAAAGCCAAAUGCCAUAUCCACAGGCAGAAAAUGCAGAUUAUACACAACGUAGUUCGCAUAUAGAUUCAGAGGAGAACACGUAUGAGAAUCAUCAGAAUUUGGAUAACAACGUUCAAGAGCAACCGACGGCAACGCAAGACGUGAACGACCAUACACACGCUAACGCGUGUGAUGUACCAAAUUCGGAAGCAGAGGAUUCAACAUUGCAGGAAGCGAUUCGGAGCAGCCUGUUGGAUCUUCAAGAUUUAAUAGAUAUGUGAAUUACGUAAAUAUGUAUAAAAAUUUGCAACGACUUUCGGUUCUUGUAAAUUUAGUAAAUUUCUGAAUUUAAUG
Molecule: messenger RNA, 2582 nt
Organism: Bombus impatiens (common eastern bumble bee)
Lineage: Eukaryota; Metazoa; Arthropoda; Insecta; Hymenoptera; Apidae
Product: homeobox protein Hox-A3a
Exons: 2
Coding region: 782-2509 (575 amino acids)
Biological process (GO): regulation of transcription by RNA polymerase II
Cellular component (GO): nucleus
Molecular function (GO): RNA polymerase II cis-regulatory region sequence-specific DNA binding; DNA-binding transcription factor activity, RNA polymerase II-specific
Source: RefSeq, a predicted model, not a curated record